Messenger RNA from Eleginops maclovinus (Patagonian blennie), 1952 nucleotides. Its product is annotated as phosphatidylinositol 3-kinase regulatory subunit alpha-like. NCBI's taxonomy places the organism in Eukaryota, Metazoa, Chordata, Actinopteri, Perciformes, Eleginopidae. The transcript is spliced from 8 exons. The coding region runs from base 912 to 1952 and encodes 346 amino acids. Gene Ontology annotation, molecular function: GTPase activator activity; protein binding. The record is from RefSeq and is a predicted model, not a curated record. Gene Ontology annotation, biological process: regulation of GTPase activity; signal transduction.
UGGGCUCGCACUGUGGGGUUUGGGUUGUGUGGAAACGGACAGUUCACGCGCAGAGGCGUCGGUGGAGGACCAGGGCUCGUCCGUGCAGUUUGAGCGAAGCGUGUGUCUGCUCCAGGAGGCUGCGCAGACAAGAAAGGCGAAGCAGCAGGAUUUCACACAGAAGAGUGCACAUAGGGACACUCAGGAUAAGAAGCCAAAUUCUGCACUGCAGUGGAUUUUCCUCAGGUGUGUGGGAGUGUGUAUAAGAGUAUACGGACGCCUGAUCUGACAGAGGACUAAGUAGGCUUUGUUCACUUUCUCGUUAAAAUCGAAAGAACCCGCAGAAGCUUUGGGGAACGUCUGGAGGUCACCCCGUCCUAGAAAACUGUGCCACCCCUCCAGUUUCCAGACCACUUAGCCCCCCUCAGCCUUUUUCUUUUCAAAUCACAGGCACAGUGUGGUGGUCAGUGGUAAGCCCAUUUGGAGGCCUCAGACUGGAGAGCUGUGACUGACUGGUGGAUUGAUACGGUGGAUUUUUAAAGAACUGCAUGGACAUUUAACCAAAUGUACAUUUUAAAGCAAAAGUCCAGCUGUUCAAUUCAGCUUCACUAUAUUUGGAAAACUUACAUUUUUUUAUAAAGAAGAUUGGACCUUCCCAUCAAGCUGUUGUAGGACUAAGCAAAGGUGUCAAAUUUCACCUCAGGGAUCAGAUUUUUAUCAAUUUUUGACUGUUUAAUAGAAGUCAGCACGAUACAGCAACUCUCAGGCGGCUUUACAGGUUGGACAGGUUGCGGUCCAGUUUCACCUCAGGGAUUUUUGAACUAACAGCUUCCUUUUAUUUUUCCAAGACAUUGAUUUCAUUCGGAACACAGCAAAUCUCAGGCAACAAUUUUAUUUUUGGUUUAAGAACUGUCCUAUGAGCUCCUAUAACCAUGGCAUCUGACAGUUUCCAGUACCGGGCGCUCUUUGAGUACAAGCGGGAGCGCGGUGAUGACAUCAGCCUCCAGACGGGCGACCUGCUCACUGUCCCAAAGGCAACGGUGAUGGCCGUGCCAGGGCUGGACUACCAGGAUGGGGACGAGCGGAGUCCGAGAGGCUGGCUGCACGGCACCAAUGAGAGGACCAAAGAGACGGGAGACUUCCCUGGGACUUUUGUGGAGUACAUUGGGGUGAGGGUUGGCCCUCCUGUGGCCAAAUCCUGGCCUAGGCCUGUACCUCCGAUCCCCGGGGGGCCACACACCGACAUGGGGGCUCAGCCUCCUGGAGCAGCUGCUGCUUCAGGCCUGGAGGCGGAGUCUCUCUCUGAAGUGGCACCUGUGGUUGUUUGGAGACUCAUCGAUGCCAUCGAGAAACACGGUUUGAACAGUGAUUCUCUGUAUGGAGCACCUCCAGCCACCAAUGGACCUGCAGAGCUGCGGCAAGCUCUGGACUCAGAUCCUGUCUCAGUGGAACUAGACCAGUAUGAUGUGGUUUCUCUGACUGAUGCUCUCAGAGGUUUCCUGCAGGAGCUGCCUGUCCCCAUCAUCCCCACCAACGUCUACAGUGAACUGGUGUACACUGCUCAAGAGAGUCAGAGUGUGGAGGAGUGUGGGGAGAGGCUAAAGAGGAUCCUGGAAUCUCCCAGCAUCCCUCAGGCCAACCAACAGCUCCUGGUCCAUCUCAGCAGACACUUGGCCCGGGUCAGCCAGCAUAACCAGUCUGGCCCCCGACUGCUGGGACAGGCCUUAUCUGAAGCAGUCUUCAAGCACUCUCCUCUCAGUGCGGACGUUAACCCCGAGCAUCACGUCAGGAUCUUGGAGGCUCUCAUCGCAACAGGAGGUCUCAUGGAGAUGCAAGCGGCACCGGCCCUUCCCGCUGCCACCGCUCAUCAGAAGCCAACCUCCUAUCCAUCCCCACCUGCGCCAAGCACUGAACCUAGGGGGACAGAGUCUUUCUCCGUUGCUGCCCACUCCCUCUGGAACUCACUCCCAUAA